UGUUUUGCUUGCUUGAGCUCAUAAAUACACAGCUCGAAGAAGGAAGUAGCGACAUCAAAACAUCUGUGAUCUAGUUCUCCUCAGCUGUCCGGGUUUUUACCCUAAAACUACCAGUAUCGAGUGCGUGGACACUUUUUUCCCUUGUAUAUAUUUCUGUUUUGCUACAGCUGCUACCUUCAUUUUCAUCCGCUGCCAGUUGGUUGACUUGACGCAGUAUGCCUUCAGAGAAAACCUUCAAACAAAGAAGGACAUUCGAACAGCGGGUAGAAGAUGUCAGACUAAUCCGAGAUCAACACCCUAACAAGAUACCUGUGAUCAUUGAAAGAUAUAAAGGAGAGAAACAGCUUCCUAUCCUGGACAAGACCAAAUUUCUAGUACCAGACCAUGUCAACAUGAGUGAACUCAUCAAGAUUAUCAGGAGGCGUCUCCAACUUAACUCCAACCAGGCCUUCUUCCUGCUAGUUAAUGGCCACAGCAUGGUCUCAGUGUCUGCUGCCAUCUCUGAGGUGUAUGAACGGGAAAGGGACCAAGAUGGCUUCCUGUACAUGGUGUAUGCCUCCCAGGAGACCUUUGGUGCUGCCAGGACCACCUGGUGAAUAACCUCCCAUUGGGCAAUUGUAGUUUUUAUCCUCCCAUGUUUCUUUCCACAUACACAUCUAACUGUUUUAAAUCCAGCAUCAAAUAUUUCCCAGCUCUAAUUAGUUAAGGUUCUGUUUCCUGUAUCAUGACUGCUGUGAGUAAGUAGACUGAGGACCACCACUGUCCUAUAGCAGCAUAGCACCACAACAGUUGAUAAGAGUGGCCAUUUUUUAAAGUAGAGGAAUUCCCAAAUCUGAUUGUAUCUCAGGUGAAUAGUCUUCUAGUGAUUGUCUUUGCUUCUUUAUUCUUUUUGGUGAAUCAUCUCUGUUGUCAUGGCAACUUGCAGACUGUUGAAAGCUGUUACUUCAAGUGUAGUGGCAACAGGUGAGUUAAUGUUAAUGUAUGUAUACAUUUCAGAUAGUUCUAUGACAUGAAGGCUCAAUGCUUCACCAUGUAUCGAUGUAUACAUUAGCCAAUGAACAAGCCAACCAAAAUUAUAAGCUGCUUGGAGACAGGUUGCAAGGGGAAGUAAAAGGUGUUUUGGGAACAAAGUAUUUAAAAAAAAAAAGGCAAAUACCACAGUUUAAUGGCUAAACAGCAAUAUUAGUUUCAGUCAGAAUUCUUUGCAGAAAAUACAGCAUGAAAAAGAGAAGUUUUCUCUUAAUCAUUACAUCUGUUCUGUCAUUCAUUACCUCACUAGUUCCUUUUUUUAAAAUCCCUCCGCCUCAAAGUCUCUAUCAUCUUCACUGUAACAUAGAGAUGUAAAGAAACUGCCCCUGCUUCGGAAAGGGAUUUAGUUUCAAAAGAAAAAAGUAUCAAAGCACGAAUAACAUUGACAUAAUGGCUUUCACUAUAAAAGAGUUCCUAUGAGAAUGUAACCAAGUAGACCCUGGAACGCAACAAGAAGCAUGGUAUGACUGUUUGUGUAGAUGAAGGCUGGUAGUGUUUAUUGAAAGGCUGAUUAGUUGACUGGUUUACCAUUUCCUUCCUUUUCCUAUAAUGUGUAUAUAUAAAGUUCAUCAAGGAGUGAAGUAUAUUAAAGGAGUGAAAUAUAAAAUAUAGCGUGGUUAAUCAGCUUCAUGUCUGACUGUCCCUGUUUUGCCUUUGAACCACAGGGCUGAUCACCCAGAGCUGUUUUUUUCAGUGUUACUGCACUGAAUUUAACAAGUGCUGAUAUCAUGAGAAAUUAGUUGUGGCUUCUUAAGGAAGAAAAUGGUCUUUCUAUUGAUGAACAUUUCUGUUCUCACUUAUUUUUCUGUUGCAAGUCUCCAGCUCCUCCCAUUCUCUUAACAGAUCUUGGAGUAGCUUUUUAUAUUAAAGUAUUUUAUCAUUUUGGGUUUCUUUUAUUUAAUGUGAUUUUAUUUCAAUGUAUUUCAUGUCUUUACUCUUCACUGUCUUUUCUGUGGGGUACAAAGAAGACUUUUUCUGACAAGUGAAAGCCACUGUUUUUUAUGUAACAGAGGGCUGGAGCAUUUGUUACAGUGCGUUUGUUCUGGUCUUCUACUUUGUUUUACAUACACAUCCACACUCAGCAAUAUCACACAGCUUCCUCUGAUGUAUUUAUGUUGAUAUUUUGUAAACAAUAAAAUGAAAAAAUAAAGAAUC
Cheilinus undulatus (humphead wrasse) is the source of this 2184-nucleotide messenger RNA. It is a transcript of the gene map1lc3b, whose product is annotated as microtubule-associated protein 1 light chain 3 beta. Lineage: Eukaryota; Metazoa; Chordata; Actinopteri; Labriformes; Labridae. The transcript is spliced from 4 exons. Gene Ontology annotation, cellular component: cytosol; autophagosome; autophagosome membrane. The record is from RefSeq and is a predicted model, not a curated record. Gene Ontology annotation, biological process: autophagy of mitochondrion; cellular response to nitrogen starvation; macroautophagy. Gene Ontology annotation, molecular function: ubiquitin protein ligase binding. Bases 216 to 596 code for a protein of 126 amino acids.